AUGAAGCCCGUCGUCAGCGCCAGCACCGCAUGGAUGUGUUUCAUUGCCUUCAUGUAUCAGAUCGGCCACGAGGAGUUCACCGGCGGAAUCAACGACCCGUCACCCGAGCAGGGAAAGAGACUUGCAAAGAGCGUCGGAGGUGCCGCCUUCUUGUACGCCAUACUGUUCUUCGUCUGCCUCUGCCAGGGCUUCCACAACAAACGCGCGUCCGGACGAGGUUCCAUUGCCCUAUAG
This is a messenger RNA of Geosmithia morbida, 234 nucleotides long. RefSeq lists its product as uncharacterized. Bases 1 to 234 code for a protein of 77 amino acids. The record is from RefSeq and is a predicted model, not a curated record. The transcript has 3 exons. NCBI's taxonomy places the organism in Eukaryota, Fungi, Ascomycota, Sordariomycetes, Hypocreales, Bionectriaceae.